Messenger RNA from Amaranthus tricolor (Joseph's coat), 1010 nucleotides. RefSeq lists its product as uncharacterized. The record is from RefSeq and is a predicted model, not a curated record. The transcript is spliced from 4 exons. Bases 228 to 1010 code for a protein of 260 amino acids. NCBI's taxonomy places the organism in Eukaryota, Viridiplantae, Streptophyta, Magnoliopsida, Caryophyllales, Amaranthaceae.
AAAAAAUUACAAAAAUGCCACUUAAGUUAAAAAAUGUUUAAGAAAUGUAAAUGGCACUUAAUAACAUUGUUAUCGCUUAAUGACAUUAUUAUCGGAAUUAUAUAUAUAUUGAAUUUUCAGAGGCUUUAUGGUAGUAUAUUCGAAUUCAAACACGAUACCUUCUCUCUAAAAACUCUCUAGAAACAAUACGUAAAGUUAAACAAGCUAGUACUCUAGAUCGAACAUCAAUGGCAUACCAAGACGUGCAUGAUAACGAUCCGGACUUUGAAAAUUUAGGAGAUAAUAUAGAUUAUUCUGAUAGAUUUGUUACCGAUAGAGAAUUUGAUUCUGUAGAUGAUUUACAUACUUGGGCUAAUGAGAUAGCACUAACAAUUGGAUUUCAAUUUACACGUGCUUCAUAUAAAAAAAAAGAAGGGCGUUCUAGAGUGAGUCUGUACUUAAGAUGUCACCGUUACGAUAAAAGAAGUGUUGAUUUGCAUAACUUAGACAAUGCUCCCCGACCAGGUUCCAAAAGUAGGGGUUGUGGGUGUAAAUUUAUGAUUUUAGGAACUAGUCGUAACCCAAAGGAAAGACCUUGGACGGUUAGAGUGUUUCCUGGUGAAAAAGGAAUACAUAACCAUCCGUUCUUCAUGUACGUAGAUGGUCAAAUAAGAGUAAAUAGGAUGACUGUGGAUAUCAGGCAGCACAUACGAGAUCUAAGUGCAACUGGCAUGCAACCAGCAUUUAUAAUGUCUUCAAUUAGAAGAAAUUUUCCUCGUUUUUAUGCUAGUAUGAAUCAAAUUUACAAUGAGAGACAGUCAAUGAGGAGAGAAGAGAUGGAUGGUAGGACUCCUCUUCAACACUGUUUGUAUAUGGCCACGGAGCAUAAUUAUGUAAAGAACAGGGGGAAUGCAUGGCAUUUAGAAAGACAAUAUCGUAAUAUGAUAUCACUUUGGAGUAGAAUGUGCAACAUACAACGACAACAGCAUAAUAACACCGCUGGAGACGCGGUGAAUUUAGAUUCUCCAUAG